Molecule: messenger RNA, 1079 nt
Organism: Danio rerio (zebrafish)
Lineage: Eukaryota; Metazoa; Chordata; Actinopteri; Cypriniformes; Danionidae
Source: RefSeq, a predicted model, not a curated record
AAGUCCAUUCUCUGCGUUCUUGGAAUUGAGAAACAGCCAUCUCUCGUCGUUCCUCGUUAUCCUUUAAAACUGGAGACUGGUGUGGUGCACAGGUGUUGCUCAUUAACACAGAGCACAGGCCUAUAAAUAUGAAUCAGUAAGCAGCAAAUGUAUCGUCAAUGGACACAGCAGAACAAUGUUUUCGCUCAGUGUUGUGUGUUUGCUGGCUUUAAUGCUUGUAACCAGCAGUAUGCUGAUAUCUGCAGAUGUUGUAAAUUCCACCAGUGAGUUUGAAUACGUCGUAAUAACGUGUACGGAUUCUGACCUUCAUCUAAAAUGUGAUACUGGUGUGAUCUUAGCUACGUCAGCAACAUAUGGUCGCCAAAAUGACAGUUGCAGACAUACACAGCCACAAAAUGAAAUUUAUCCUGAGUGUAAAGACAGUCCUAAAUUUUUUUACUUGUGUAACGGACUGGCAGAAUGUGUCUUAACCAGAGAUCAACUUGAAAGCUUUGAUCCAUGUCUUCUGUCAUUCAACUAUUACAACAUCACCCAUGUUUGCAUCCCAACACAAAGAAGUGUAACUUGUGAAGGUGACGAAAAAGACUUUGGAUGUGAACAAGGUGUUAUUGCAAUAAUUGAUGCAAACUAUGGACGUACCGAUCAAACAACCUGCUCUAAACCAAAAAGAAAACCAAAUCGACAUCAAAACACAAACUGCCUUGCACCGGAAUCACUGAGUACCGUGUCAGACAGUUGUGAGGGGGCUAAAAGCUGCACUGUAACAGCCUCCAAUGAAAUGUUUGAUGAUCCAUGUGUCGGCACACGCAAGUACCUGAACAUCUCAUACUACUGCACGCCAGAAGAGAGCUGAUCUUGUGGAUUUGACACCUUAUUUGUCGGUAUCUGCAUAUUGGCUGCAAUUAACCCUUUAAUGUUUAACCAUGGGUUUAUUACAAAUAAUGCAUGCUCAAUUGGAUAACUGUGCAGUGUAGUUCAAUCAUAUCUCUAUCUGUGGAUGUAAAAAAAAAAAAGGUAAUUUAUUGAUCAAAUUAGUUUUUCUAUCUUUCUACAAUAAAACCAAGCUUAUUUUCUGUGAG